Molecule: messenger RNA, 3199 nt
Organism: Ictidomys tridecemlineatus (thirteen-lined ground squirrel)
Lineage: Eukaryota; Metazoa; Chordata; Mammalia; Rodentia; Sciuridae
Gene: Eola2
Product: endothelium and lymphocyte associated ASCH domain 2
Source: RefSeq, a predicted model, not a curated record
UGUCGGCGUGCUUGCAUGCGUGGGUGGGUGCGUGCGUGCCUGCCUGUGCUCCUGCUGGAAGGGACUUUGGGGGCUGGGCUAAGGCGCCAGCGUUAAUGCCUGCGAGCCCCUGCCCACAACCUAAGGUGUCCCAGAGGCGGCAGCAGCGCAGCCCCAACACCGGCCCAGCGCUCUCCUGGGCCUCAUCAUCUCCUCACCAGCCGGCGGAGCCCUUCUCAGGGCUGGUGGCCUCUCCUGGGCCGCGGUGGACUGUGCGGUCCGAUGGUCGCAGGUCGGAGUUGGACCAGUGCCAGUGAGUCCAGAGUCCUGAGACUGCCCGCGACCUAAGAGCCAGGAUCACCCCUGCGGGCGCCUGUGUGCUCCUCGCUUCUCCUAAGCUGUUGCCAUCCUGCUCCACGUGCUCGCCAAAGACUCCACAGGAUGGAACCGAAUCAUCCAAACCCCAGCACCCUGCCUUGAGCCCAUGGUGGAGCAGGGCCUCAGUGACUGUGUGGUGACAGGCAGAAGCAGCGAGCCCUCAAGGUCAGUGCGGUUUCAGGGCCCGGGGGAAGGACGGCUUUGCUGGCUGUGAGCCCAAAGGGAAGAAGAUGAAGUUUUCCUGCCUGUCCUUCCGGCAGCCUUAUGCCGGUUUUGUCUUGAAUGGAGUCAAGACCCUGGAAACGCGGUGGCAUCCCCUGCUGAAGAGCCACCAGAACUGCACCAUUGCCAUCCACAUUGCUCAGAGGGACUGGGAAGACAGCUCCUGGAGGGAGCUGCUGGUGGAGAGGCUGCAGAUGAGCCCUGGGCAGAUCCAGGCCUUACUCUGGGAAGGGGAGAAGUUUGGCCGAGGAGUGAUAGCUGUUUCCCUGAGCAACACAGCUUUGGAGGAGCCGCAAGAGGCACUGGGCUGGGGGUCUGCGGGCCUGGCUGCACACAACCUUGGGCUCGUGGACAUCGGAGAAACGUUGCAGUACCCGGAAAACUUAGCUCCCGACGAGGUUGUGGAACUGGAAAAUCAAGCUGUUCUUACCAACCUGCGGCAGAAGUAUUUGACAGUGGUUUCGAACCCCAGGUGAUCUACCACACUAGGCCAGUGAUCCUUGGAAAUGAGCCCUGUGCAGUGGGAUUCAUCUGGGGGCGCUAGGAAGGCAUUCGAGAAACAGGUGACAGGAGUACUUUCUACUUUACCAUCAUUCUCUUCUUCCCCCGAGAGUAAGCUGAUGCAUCUUUUGGGCGGAUCUUGCUGAAUCCAUAGAGGUUCAGCUGGCGAAUGAAAUUCUUCAGGCUGUCAGUUUCAAAAAUCCUCUCUGCACCCCUCCGGCCAAGGACCUCUCUCUGGAAAAGGUCAGCCUCGAUGACCAUGAUGUCUCCUUCGCCACCCCAGCACACAGACCUGAAGGUGUCAUCCUCCACUAUUGCCCAAAGCUUUCUGGGGAAGGAGAGCCUGAGAAGGUUCUCAGUGCCUUCCUCGCUGGUCACCGGCCGCCUAGGUUCUUCUGGUGGCUGGCUCCUACCUUCUGGUGGCUGGCUCCUACCUUCUGGCGGCUGGCUCGGUUCUUCUGGCGGCUGGCUCUCUCGGGAGCCGGGAUCUUGGCUCAGGGCUCGGUCACCAUACGGGUCCAAACCCUGUCCUGAAUUCACCUUGGGAUCAGGUGAAGGAUGAGAUAGGGGCUUGCUCGCUGGCUCUUUGCUGACCAGCGAGGCCACCUGGACUGCAGAGUGCUCUUUGACACACUCACUGGCCAUGGCACUACACUAUCAGGAGCAUUUCCUACCCAAGACUGGUGUAGACUUCCUAGUGAGUCUAAAGUGCCUUCGUCCAGGGAAGAGGCUCUAUAAAUACAGUCCGAGAAGUUCUAGAGCCUCGUAGCAAGGCAACUAGGCACUGACAUCACCGUCCUCUUUAUUUGUCAUGCGAUGUCACAGAGCUGACAGGAAGCCAGGCUGGAGGGGGAGUGCUGGUGGAGGGGAGAGGAGGGGAGGGACAGCGGGGGGGGGGGGCAGCUUCCCUUUGCUCAAAGUGUACAAAGGUGUGGUUCACAUUUCUAGAGAAGUCUCCCUUAUGCUGACAGGCACAUUGUGUCACCUGCCAGCCUCUCCCUAGAAGAGAUGAGAAACCAAGACCCCAUAGCGGCUCCACUCCCAGAGACAGAGGAGGCCUGUUGCAAUCCUCUCUGAUUUGCUCAAAGACCAGUCCCCAGUUAGUUUGAGCCUGGGUAUUACUGAGCCAGGCCUGGUCAUGUGGGCUGCUGGGUGACCAUACCUCCGAGGUACGGUGGCCCAGCCUUUGGUGGGUAGCCCCCUGCUUUCCUCCCCCCUCCCCUGCCAUCUCCUCCCUACUUGGUAUCUUCCAACUGCUCCUGUGGGUUGCUAGGAUCUUCUCCCAUGGGCCCAAAUAAGGAGUGUGUUUCAUUGCCACUUGGUCAGGUUGUCCCAAACUAGGAGUAGAGCAGUGCCAAGCAGGGCGGGAGCACCUCUAGUGUUGAAGGAUCGGGUUCCUUCCCCCUGUUGUGUGGUUGGAGGGCAGCGUCUCAGCUGAGCUUGGGAGGCUCCUCUGGAGCUCGGCUUACUGCCAAGCGCAGAUGACGACAAAACUGCCCUUAGUUUCCACUGCUCCCCCCCCCCCGCUGCCCUUCUCAUUGCCCAACACGUGCACAAUCUUGAGGCCUGGUCCACAGAUGUUCCUAAAGAAAGUUGCUUCUCAUUUAGCUAGACAUGACAGAACCAUCCCAAACAGGCACCUGACCACGUGUUUUUGAAGAUUGCACCACUCUGAGCGUGUGGGUAGCAGUUAAAACCCCCAAAAGUCACCCUCCAUGACAGAUGAGGACACAAGGCUGGUUUUGGACAUCCAUGGGAGACAGUUUGUCCUUACAGUCACUGUACCGGGGGCAAGGGUUUACAGCGGAAGACACCUACCCCAGGCUGAGAGGCACUAGGGUCCUCAUCCCAAAGGACGUGGUCCCCUUUGUCCUGUCCAAGGCUCAGCCCAUUGUUUAUGUGCGGAGCACAAAGAGGGAUGGAAAGAAAUGCUACCCAGGGGCCCUUUCAGUCCAUGGGCUCUAAUGCCUCAUCAUGUCCCUGUGUCUGGAUUCAGUUCCCGUGGAGAAGAUGCUUUCAAACAAAAAGCAUUCACCCAAGGACUCAGUGUCACUCACACCUUAGCACGUGCACUUAGCGUCUGUACAAUAAAAUGGAGGUUGUGGGUCGUGUCAGUGAA